Messenger RNA from Onthophagus taurus, 1951 nucleotides. RefSeq names its product Rac family small GTPase Mtl (gene Mtl). Gene Ontology annotation, molecular function: GTPase activity; GTP binding. Gene Ontology annotation, biological process: small GTPase-mediated signal transduction. NCBI's taxonomy places the organism in Eukaryota, Metazoa, Arthropoda, Insecta, Coleoptera, Scarabaeidae. The record is from RefSeq and is a predicted model, not a curated record.
GUACAGAACCGGAACUACGAGAAAUAUAACCUCUUUGUUUUGAUACUAAAAGUUUUUACAUCACAAUCACAAAAUAACCGCAUAAUUUUAAUGCUAAACCAAUCCAAACAAACCCUAUAACUAAAAAUCAUCCCUUCGAAACUAAUUAAUCCCAAAUAAACCUUGUCGAAAUCCGAUUGAAAUCCCAAACCAUCUUAAACUAAAACCUCCAAGUUUUAUAAAAUAAUCACUUUUACUUAAAUAUUUACAAAAAUAACGGUUAAAUCGUAAUCGGUGGUUAAAAGUGAUUAAUUCGUGAGGUGUUUUGCGUAUUAUUAAGGCGGGGAAGUGUUAUUUCUUUUGUGGUCGCGAGGCCAAGCCCACAAGCUUUUUUUAGGUUAGGUGUAUUAAAGUGAAAAUAAUUAGUAAAUCAGUUAAUUAUGUCUUCUGGGCGCCCCAUUAAGUGUGUCGUCGUCGGCGACGGCACCGUAGGAAAGACUUGUAUGCUUAUUUCAUAUACAACCGAUAGUUUUCCUGGUGAAUAUGUUCCAACUGUAUUCGAUAAUUAUUCAGCACCCAUGGUUGUAGAUGGAAUCUCGGUUAGUUUGGGUCUUUGGGAUACUGCAGGUCAAGAAGAUUAUGAUCGACUUAGACCAUUAUCGUAUCCCCAAACCGACGUCUUUUUAAUCUGUUUUUCAGUAGCUUCACCAUCUAGUUUUGAAAAUGUCACAUCUAAAUGGUAUCCAGAAAUUAAGCAUCAUUGUCCGGAUGCUCCCAUGAUCUUAGUUGGAACAAAAAUAGAUCUUCGUGAUGAUAGAGAAACGUUAAGCAUUUUAGCCGAUCAAGGUUUAAGCCCUAUAAAGCGUGAGCAAGGUCAAAAAUUAGCAAAUAAAAUACGCGCUGUAAAAUAUAUGGAAUGUUCGGCUUUGACUCAACGUGGACUUAAACAGGUUUUCGAUGAAGCCGUGAGGGCUGUUUUGAGGCCGGAACCCCAAAAACGUCGUCAACGCAAGUGUCUCAUUAUGUAAAAGAAAAAAAUAAUGUUUUAAGUUUACAUCAGGGGCAUUUUUACUCAAAAUCUGAUUGUUGAACUGAAUUGAUUUUAAUUUUAAUACUCAUUUUAAGUGCAUUUAAAAGUUUGCUUAAAAAUAAACGACGAUAUUUUUAUAUGUCAAUUAUAAAUGAGAAACGAAUGAUUUUCUUUAAAAAUAAUUAUUAAUUAUGUGUUGUGCCAUUUUUAUGUUUUAUAUUUUUAUAUACAGGAUGAUCGCUUUAAAUUCACCUUGUAUAUUUAAAAGAAAAUCCAGCCAAUUAACCUUAAAGCAAAAAAAAAAAGGAGAAAAAGAAUCCCUUUUUAUAUUAUAAGAUAUUUUUGCACUAUAAAAAUGAACUUAUCCACUUUUUAUCAAACAACAAAGAGAUUAUUUUGUAUACUACUUUUAAUUUAGUGGCUAAAAAGAUUUUCAACGAAACGAUAAUGUUAAAAAAGUAAAAAAAGCAGCUUAUUCGAUUAAUUUACAACACUUAUUAGUAAUGUUAAUUAAUAAGUAUACUCUUUAUUAAUAAUCAAAAAAAAAAUGAAAAAAGAGAAACGUUAAAAACGAAGAAAAUAUAUGUAAACCUAAAUAUAUACAUAUAAUUAAAACUAAUAACGAAAAAUUAAAAAAAAAAGAGUUAGAGAUCAACUUAUAAGGUAGUUUUUUUUAUAAUAAGAUUGAUAUGUAACCAAAGUAUAGGGAUAUAACAAGUUUGUUUCUAGUCAUCACACUUAAAAGAAUAAAAAGAACGAUUGGAACUUUUCGAUAUGCACAUUUAUUCGAUCGUAUAUCUCAGUAUUUCUUUAUACAUACGGUUCUUUCCUAAUGUCUCUUUUUAUAAUAAUCUUUUUGUCACACCAUGAAUAAUAAUAAUCUCAACGAAUUGUACUAUACACACUAAUAAUUAUGUAAUAAAUGUUUUUUUGCCUUUUUAA